Molecule: messenger RNA, 876 nt
Organism: Sphaerulina musiva SO2202
Lineage: Eukaryota; Fungi; Ascomycota; Dothideomycetes; Mycosphaerellales; Mycosphaerellaceae
Exons: 1
Coding region: 1-876 (291 amino acids)
Source: RefSeq, a predicted model, not a curated record
AUGCAUCUCUCCCUCUCCCCCACCCUCCACCUCCUAACCACAACAACCCUCCUCCUCCUCCUCAUCCCCCCCACCACCUCCUGGACCCCUCUAAAAUCCCCCUUUACGCUCCCCCUCGCAACCUUCCCGACAGCCCACUGCAACCUCGCCUCUUCAUCCUCAAAUUUCGAAUUCGAAAAACUCCUCUCCCUCUCCCCUCUCGCAUCUUUACGCAGUGGAAUUUGUCUUCGACAAGGAAGUGAAUUUCCCAUUGGAUCAUUCAUGUUCGGGCAACCGCUGAUACUCAAUAAGGGUUUAGAGGAGAAAUUUGCCGCCGAAGAGAAAUUGGAGGUGCAGGAGAAGUGGUAUCCAGAGUGUCAGAUUGAUGUUUUUGGGGAUGGGGAGUGUGGGGGGGAAGCUGGGGGGGAGGAGGUUGGUGAGGAGAAGAAGAAUGAUGAUGAUGAUGAGGAAGAGAAGGAGAAAGAGGAAAAACUUCCCAAUUUCCCAAUCUACACCCUCCCCGACGCAACCGCCACUCUCCCCCAACACAAAUCCACGCGCCUUCGAAAAUGUCAUUCCCUCCUCUCCCCUUCUUCUUCUUCUUCCGCCCAAAACCAAACCGGAAAAUCCAUCCUCCUAACCUGCCAACACGUAACCGACCACGUCCUUCCGCGCUGCGCAGAAAAGCUUGUUCAAGACGACAUAUCCAAAAAAGGCCUCUAUCGCACUUGUUAUAAAUUCGGUCGAAAUGCAAAAGAGGGGUCGGCGGAUCGGGAGGAGUGGUGUGCACCGUAUUGUGGAGAGAUGGGGGGAUUGGGGUUGCCGAGGCAUUAUGAACCGGGUUAUGGACCGCAGUGUAAAGAUUCGGGGGGGAAUUGUGGGAAUUUGAAGAUUUGA